This is a messenger RNA of Mya arenaria, 1171 nucleotides long. RefSeq lists its product as uncharacterized. The record is from RefSeq and is a predicted model, not a curated record. The transcript has 5 exons. Gene Ontology annotation, molecular function: protein binding. Lineage: Eukaryota; Metazoa; Mollusca; Bivalvia; Myida; Myidae. The coding region runs from base 48 to 677 and encodes 209 amino acids.
ACAUCUCUGUUAGUAAUGCAGAUGCAUUUGGAGAGUAUACCAUUGCAAUGAGCAAUCCCAAAGGCCAGGAACAAGUAACAUACAGUUUUAUACCGGAAGGACCGCCGGCUCCAGCCCAUAUAACAGGGGUGACGAAUGUUACUCAUAACAGUGUUGUUCUUACAUUCAUUCCCGGGUUUGAUUAUGACAAGAACCAAUCUUUUACGGUGCAAACCAACGGCUCAGAUUCAUAUGUUUUAGCAGAGAACAUAACGGACAACACCAAUGGGAAAGGACGUUCAGAUGAAAAACAAGAGUACGUGCUCGGUGCCCUAGACGCAAAUACUAAAUACACCCUGGAAAUAAUCUCCUUGAAUGAGGAUGGAAGAUCUCAUGCUUCCAACAAAGUGACAUUUACCACAAUGAUAACUCCUCCAAGUUUUUCCAUUGUGUAUGGUGUUGUGGGGGCUCUAUCAGCACUAUUUGUUAUGUUUCUUUUGGUAGCUGGUUCGCGAUUCUGCAGAAAACAGGCAUCAGACAUAUCGGAGCACCCUCCUCCACCUUCCUACGGUUCUACGGUAACCAAUGACAAUGUUUGUGGUCCACCUUCAAGAUAUUUCACAUCCUUUCAACCAUGGUCCUCCUCAGACAAUGUGCCCGGUCGUUCGGCUGACAGCGUGCCUGGACAGAAAAUCUGAGAUUGAGCUUAUCUGAAUUUCAAAGUGAUUUUCUCUUUGACUGACUCAAACUUGCAUUUUAAUGACUUAUAAAUCUUCAUUAAACGUUUAAGAGUAACAUAAUUAGAACUGUUAUCUAUCUUAAAUAAUGUUGAUUUUGAACAAAGUAUACCAAUUAUCUAUCAAACCUAACUAGCAUUGAUCGGGAAACCAGUUUCAAAUGUAGCGCAAGUAGCUGCAGUAUUGUCACGUAAUAGCAUUUAAGGUAUUUAAGUUUUGCAAGGUACGCAUGCGCAGACUUCUUUUUGAUAUUCCAAUCACGUCAUUAACGUACGUUGACGACAUCAACCAGAAUAUAUUUUUAUGCACGAUAUAAGUCUCAGGCAAUACUUCCAUUUUGCAAGGAUAACGUUAUUAUCAAAAGUUGCAAUUUGACAAUCUAUGACAAGAUUCACAGAUAUCGUGUUGGCAACAACUUUACUAAAUUUAGUCGUUCUAUUCAUUCGUGUAAAUAA